UUCUUCGUUUCUUCUAUCUCUGGUUCUCCAUCAGAUCUUGUGGAAUUUCAGCACUUGGCCCCACCACCGGAUCUCCUUGUCUAUAAUCUCCGGUUAAAAUCUCUCCGGAGGUACCGUUAUUGGCUGCGUUAGGGUUUGGUUUUGGCAUCUUGUUGACGGAAACUGGUCGUUUUCUUAUCUUAGAACAGAGGAACAAGAUGACUUGUGAGAGAAUCGCCAAUUUCGCUCUUGCAGUUUUGGCAAUGGCACCACUUGUUAUCAACGUAGAUCCAAAUUUGAACGUUAUCCUGACAGCAUGCCUCACAGUUUAUGUGGGUUGCUAUCGGUCUGUGAAGUCAACUCCUCCAACAGAGACUAUGUCUAACGAACAUGCGAUGCGGUUUCCAUUUGUUGGAAGUGCUAUGCUGCUUUCCCUUUUCCUAUUGUUCAAGUUUUUCUCGAAAGACUUGGUCAAUGCUGUCCUCACAGCCUAUUUCUUUGUGCUCGGGAUCAUAGCUCUUUCGGCAACACUGUUACCGGCCAUCAAAAGAUUUUUACCACAGCCUUGGAAUGACAAUGUUAUUGUCUGGCGAUUUCCUUAUUUUCGGUCUUUGGAGGUAGAGUUUACAAAGUCGCAGGUUGUUGCUGCGAUCCCUGGAGCGUUUUUCUGUGCAUGGUAUGUUUGGGGAAAACAUUGGCUGGCUAACAAUAUUCUUGGUCUCGCAUUCUGCAUUCAGGGAAUCGAGAUGCUCUCUCUUGGAUCUUUUAAGACUGGUGCUAUCCUCUUGGUAGGACUUUUUUUCUAUGAUAUUUUCUGGGUCUUUUUCACCCCAGUUAUGGUUAGUGUUGCAAAAUCCUUUGAUGCACCAAUAAAGCUUCUAUUUCCUACAGCUGAUGCAGCAAGACCUUAUUCUAUGCUUGGGCUUGGCGACAUUGUCAUUCCCGGUAUUUUCGUUGCUCUAGCACUAAGAUUUGAUGUAUCAAGGGGCAAACAACCCCAGUACUUCACUAGUGCUUUUACUGGAUACAGUGUUGGUGUCAUACUCACAAUUAUAGUCAUGAACUGGUUCCAAGCUGCACAGCCUGCUCUGUUAUACAUAGUCCCGGCCGUAAUCGGGUUCUUGGCCGUUCACUGCAUUUCAAACGGUGACAUCAAACCGUUGAUGGCGUUUGAUGAGUCGAAGACAGAAGAUGACAAGCCUCAAGAAGAGAGCCAUACGAAAUCUGAGAGUAAGAAGGAUGAAUGAAUGAAUGAAUGAACGAAAGAGAACAACGUAGGUGUUGUGUUGUUUAUGUUAGCUCGGAGACAGGGAGACAAUUUUGCUCUUUUUCAGAUCUUUUAUGCAAAUUUUACUUGGAACCAUUAAAAAGUUGGUGGUUUUUUUUUUU
Molecule: messenger RNA, 1368 nt
Organism: Tarenaya hassleriana
Lineage: Eukaryota; Viridiplantae; Streptophyta; Magnoliopsida; Brassicales; Cleomaceae
Product: signal peptide peptidase
Exons: 11
Coding region: 198-1226 (342 amino acids)
Biological process (GO): membrane protein proteolysis
Cellular component (GO): cytoplasmic side of endoplasmic reticulum membrane; lumenal side of endoplasmic reticulum membrane; membrane
Molecular function (GO): aspartic endopeptidase activity, intramembrane cleaving
Source: RefSeq, a predicted model, not a curated record